AUGGGAAGCCAUGUGCGCGAGCUGCGCCAUGACGACGCCCGCAUCCGCCGCAAAGCCGUGGUGGCGGCGCGCGAGCUGAUGGGGGCGCCCGAGAAGCUGGUGCAGUGCAUCGCCGCGGGCGUCACGCCCGCGCUCAUCGCGCUGCUGCAGCUGUUGCUGCGCCGCGAGACCGGCCUGCGGGAUUUCCUGCAGUAUGGCGGCCUGGCGCCGCUGCUUGGCCUCGUGGCGGUGGGCAGCCCGGCGGCGGUGCGGGAUGAGGCGUAUGGGGCGCUGCAGGAGGCGUGCCGGUUUGAGUGCGGCAGGACUGCUGUGGCUGCGCACAAGGGCGCCCUGGCAGCGCUGGUGGCCAGGGCCCGGCAGGAAGAGCCGGCGCGUGCGCCCUUGGCCCUGGCAGUCCUGCACGCAUGCACCCAGGUGCGCAACAGCGAAUCGACGCUAGGGCAGCUGAUCUACAAUGCGUCGGCCGUGCCCAUGCUGGCGGAGCUGCUGGCCACACAGACGCAGCCCGCGGCGGUGCGCGAGGCAGCCGCGCAGCUGCUGGCUGCGCUGUGCUCUACUAGGGCCGAGGCGAUAUCCCAGGCGGUGAGCGCCGGAUGCGUCCCAAGGCUAGUGGAGAUGCUCGCGCUGCUGGAGGGGCAGCAGCCCGGGGAGUCGACGGCCGCCGCCGCGUCCGCCCUUGUGAACAUCACGAUGGCAAAGGAAGGGAAGGUCGCUUUCAAGGAGGCCGGCGGUGUCUCCUCCCUGUCGUCUCUCGUGCGUUCGGCGCUGCUGCCGGAUGAGGGCGGCAGCCCCGGGCCAUGCAAAGGCCACAGCUGCAGUCAGGGCCGGGCAGGCCAGCUGCCUUGCCUGUUGCUUCACCUCGCAGCCAACGUGGCGGAGCUACCAGAGUGCCGAACGCAGAUGCUGCAGGGGGGUGCUGCGGAGGCAGUCAAGCGGCUGGCGGCCCAGGAGCAGCAGCUGCUUGCAGGGCACGGGAGAAGCAGCGAGGCGUCGGUGGCAACCGGCAAGGCCGCGGCAGAUGCGCUCCGUGCGCUUGGCUUUGCACACUGGCCGCAGUGA
Molecule: messenger RNA, 1059 nt
Organism: Monoraphidium neglectum
Lineage: Eukaryota; Viridiplantae; Chlorophyta; Chlorophyceae; Sphaeropleales; Selenastraceae
Exons: 7
Coding region: 1-1059 (352 amino acids)
Molecular function (GO): protein binding
Source: RefSeq, a predicted model, not a curated record